AUGGCAACCAAGAAGGCAGCAGAAGCAAAUGAAGAAGCGAGCUUCAAAGAAAUGGAACGGAACAGCCAAAAACUUGUGUUAGCCCUCUACGACGCGUUGAAGGCUAAAGAUGUUGGCACGGUUCAAACGUUUCUAGCACCGGACAUCGAGUGGUGGUUCCACGGUCCACCUUCCCACCAGCAGCACUUGAUGGGCUUACUGACCGGCAAGGACUCCUCAUUCGUCUUCAAACCACUCUCCAUUGCGGCCUUUGGAUCACUAGUGCUAGUCGAGGGUUUUGACCAGAAAAACUCUUCGGUUUCUUGGGUGCAUGCAUGGACCGUUUCCCAGGGCAGAAUGAUCACCCAAGUAAGGGAGUACUUCAACACACAUGUUACGGUCACCCUCUUGGGAAGUAGCACUACUAAAUCUUCUAAUGAGUCGGAACAGCCACAGGGGGCAUCGUCUCAGGCCAAUCCCCUCAAGUACUGCCAAUCUAUUUGGCAGAGUAAGCUGGUUGACAACUCAGUCGUGCCUGGUCUUGUUUUGGCUCUCUAG
This is a messenger RNA of Coffea eugenioides, 537 nucleotides long. Its product is annotated as senescence associated gene 20-like. NCBI's taxonomy places the organism in Eukaryota, Viridiplantae, Streptophyta, Magnoliopsida, Gentianales, Rubiaceae. The coding region runs from base 1 to 537 and encodes 178 amino acids. The transcript has a single exon. The record is from RefSeq and is a predicted model, not a curated record.